UGCCCGGCUCCCGGCGAGUGGCGUGAAGCGAGUUCGACGCUUUCCUCAGUCCUGGCAGGAUGCUGCCUUUCUCCCGGACCCAGCUGGGGCUCUUUUUCAUCCUCCUCUGCCCCGCUAACAUCAUCGGGCUCUGGUGGGCAGUGGGGAGCCCCCUGGUCAUGGACCCCAACAGCAUCUGCCGCAAGACGAAGCGGCUGGCGGGGAAGCAGGCAGAGCUGUGCCAGCUGGAGCCAGAGAUUGUGCAGGAGGUGGCCAAGGGCACCAAGCUGGGCGUCCGGGAGUGCCAGUACCAAUUCCGCUUCCGCCGCUGGAACUGCACCAGCCACAGCAAGUACUUCGGCAAGAUCCUGCAGCAGGGUAAGGCCAGUGCUUCCUCAGCUUCCCAUUUCCCAAAGAGGCCCCAGCCUGGUCAUGCGCCUCCCUGGGACUCCUCGAGCAGAAGCCGUUUGUCCCUCGGGGGGUGCCAGGCCGUGUCUGCAGCCCGGCAGCAGCAUCGGGAGCACGGAGAGCUGGCCCGGGCUGCCGUGUCCCUCCGUGGGCGCCUGGGGUGUGGGUACCGCGCACAGGUGUGCAGGCAGGUGCGUGUGCAUCCACUGCCCUCUGCUGAGCAGCGCGGGCAGCUCAGCGGGGCCGAGCCGUGCGGGGCUGCUGGCACCGGGCAGCCACCGGCCACGGCCAUUGGCAGCUUCGUCAGGGGCUGA
This is a messenger RNA of Cyanistes caeruleus (blue tit), 701 nucleotides long. The record is from RefSeq and is a predicted model, not a curated record. NCBI's taxonomy places the organism in Eukaryota, Metazoa, Chordata, Aves, Passeriformes, Paridae.